UGUUUCGUCCAUAUGGCUGCCGAGAUGACCCAUGGAGGAGCCUCUUCUUCAUCCAGUCGGUGGAAAUAUGAUGUGUUUUUGAGUUUUUGCGGUCAAGACACUCGCACUAACUACACCGAUUUCCUUUUUAACUGGUUGGUUCGGGAUGGGAUUCACACCUUUAGAGACAACGAAGAGCUAAACAGAGGAGGGGAUAUUUCUUCAGAACUGAUGGAAGCCAUCCAAGCUUCUAGGAUUGCCAUUAUCGUCUACUCCCAGAAUUAUGCCUCUUCCACCUGGUGCCUUGGUGAGUUGGACAAGAUCAUGGAGUGCAAAAAUGAUGGCUGGAUAGAAACGGUUAUACCUGUUUUUUACAAGGUGGAUCCAUCGGAUGUUAGACAUCAACGUAACACUUAUGCCAAGGCAUUUAAGACACAUGAAAAGCGUUUCAAGAAAAAGGUAGGAAAGGUCAAGGCUUGGAGGGCUGCUCUCACAGAUGCUGCGAAUUUGGCGGGGUGGGAUCAAACAAAUGUUGCAGAUGGGUAAGUCAUAAAUCAAAUCCUUAAUAGUAUACUAUGUUUAUUACUUUAUUAAUUUGGCUAUAAUAUUACU
This is a messenger RNA of Macadamia integrifolia, 591 nucleotides long. RefSeq names its product TMV resistance protein N-like. Bases 13 to 525 code for a protein of 170 amino acids. The transcript has a single exon. Lineage: Eukaryota; Viridiplantae; Streptophyta; Magnoliopsida; Proteales; Proteaceae. The record is from RefSeq and is a predicted model, not a curated record. Gene Ontology annotation, biological process: signal transduction.